GCGUGCGUUCGCCUGUUUGUCUGUUCGGUGGUGCACGUGUCGGGAGUUUUGUGUGCUGUGGGACGACGCGAAAGCGAAAGUUUUGUUAUUUUGUUUUUGGUUGUCUUCGGGAGUUCGUAAAACAGCGCCACAUCGGGAAGCAUGUCGCUACGAGCCCAUCAUCCUCGCGACGUCCGGUGGCAUCGGUCGGGCUUCCUCGUCCUGGCGUCCGUGCUGGUGGUGCUGCUGAGUGAAAGUGUGAUCCAGUGUGCCACACCGAAGGCGAUCGCUGGCAGCUCCCACGGUACCAAUUGCCCCAACUGUGUGGAAGAGUCCGCAGCACCAUCUCGGUGGACGAUGCCCUUACUGAAACUCGGCGAGAAGCGCUACUAUCUGAGCAUUUUCUUCAAGGCCAACUGGUUCAAAGCCCUCCAGUACUGUCGCUUCCACGGUAUGCAGCUGGCCAGCAUACAGUCCCAGGAGGAAAACGAUCGGCUGGAGAAAUACGUUAAGGAUUACGGACUAGCCACGGAACACUUCUGGACCUCCGGUACCGAUCUGGCCGAGGAGGGUAACUUCUUCUGGAUCUCCAACGGUCGGCCGCUGUCGUUCACAAACUGGAACGCCGGCGAACCGAACAACUUCCGGUACGAGAACGGCGAAGAAGAACACUGUCUGGAGCUGUGGAACCGCGAUGGCAAGGGACUCAAAUGGAACGACACACCGUGCAGCUUCGAGACGUACUUCAUCUGCGAAGUCUAGGGGGGUCGAAUGGGGUCUGUUUUCGUCUCUCGACCGGACCCGAGCACUCUGUCAUCUUCGCCCUUUCUCCUGCUGUCCUGCAUGCAUCGAAGUCCGAACGCCAAAACAAAGACAACCUACCUUCGGGUGUACGGAAAGCAAAAACAAGUGUUCAAACGUGCACCGGAAGUCCAACGCCAGCGUCGGUCCACCGUUAACGCGAUGCGCAUGUCGUCAGGUGAUUUGACUCUACUGCCACCAACGUCACCGCGGAGAUCGACUCUAACCUCUAUCGUGUAGUAUUUAUAUAGUUAAUACGCAAUCGACGCAAUCAUCAACGAUAACGGCCGUCUGGCGGGCGUGGAACGAAUAGUGAUCUAAGUUUAAAAACUCUGUCUCUUCGGUCCACCCGAACGGGAGGCGACCCCCUGUUCCGGUAGCAUCCUGUUCUGCUUUCGUUACCGUCCUCUUGGUUGGCGUAAUGCACCUCUUUUCCUCCUGCAUUCGUCUCGUUUGUGUUCGUUUUCAGUGUAAGUGUCUUUUAUUUGUAAAUAAGGUUUCGCAUUACUGGCCAGA
Messenger RNA from Anopheles cruzii, 1296 nucleotides. Its product is annotated as C-type lectin 37Db-like. Gene Ontology annotation, biological process: biological process involved in interspecies interaction between organisms. Bases 142 to 741 code for a protein of 199 amino acids. NCBI's taxonomy places the organism in Eukaryota, Metazoa, Arthropoda, Insecta, Diptera, Culicidae. The transcript has 4 exons. Gene Ontology annotation, cellular component: external side of plasma membrane. Gene Ontology annotation, molecular function: carbohydrate binding. The record is from RefSeq and is a predicted model, not a curated record.